This is a messenger RNA of Staurois parvus, 337 nucleotides long. Lineage: Eukaryota; Metazoa; Chordata; Amphibia; Anura; Ranidae. The record is from the annotation of a GenBank genome assembly.
AAAAGGAGCUUUGUUGGUGAUGUCACAAAAGGUUUAUAAUAGACUUGUGUAAACUACACCAAUGAAGCCUGGUUUUCUAUACUCUGAAUUGGCAGACGUUAAUAAACCUAAAACAGCUGUAUGCAAAUUAGAUAUAUGGAUAUAUAUAUUCACGGCUGCGUCUGUAUCUGAAUACAAAGUACCUAAGGGGCGAACUGACCAUUUGAAAACUCGGGCACUGCCCGAGGGCCCGGGGUCAGUAGGGGGCCCCAUGAGAUGCCCCUGGUACCUUUUUCAUAGGCUUGAGUUUGGGCAAGGACACAGGGGCCCCAUGAUCCCCUAUUGCCCAGGGGCCCCA